Molecule: messenger RNA, 2274 nt
Organism: Frankliniella occidentalis (western flower thrips)
Lineage: Eukaryota; Metazoa; Arthropoda; Insecta; Thysanoptera; Thripidae
Product: pneumococcal serine-rich repeat protein-like
Exons: 14
Coding region: 1-2274 (757 amino acids)
Source: RefSeq, a predicted model, not a curated record
AUGGCCAGUGAAGACUCUUCCAAAGCAACUUCCAAAGCGACGAAAGAGAAUAAUGAAAAGUCUUCAGUAGAUCUCCCCAAAACAGAAGUUUCUAAGCAGGUGCCAAAAGAUGUUAAGGCCAGCACGUCUGCCUCAAAUGCCAAAGAGCAGGAAAAGUCUUCGGCAGCUGACCCAAAAACUGAUGUUUCCAAGCAGGUGCCAAAAGAUGUUAAGGCCAGUACUUCUACCUCAAAGUCUAAGGAGAAGAAAAAGUCUUCGGCAGCUGACCCCAAAACUGAUGUUUCCAAGCAGGUGUCAAAAGAUGUCAAGGCCAGUACUGCUACCUCAAAUUCUAAGGAAAGGAAAAAGUCUUCGGCAGCUGACCCAAAAACUGACGUUUCCAAGCAGGUGCCAAAAAAUGUGAAGGCCAGUACUUCUACCUCAAAGUCUAAGGAGAAGAAAAAUUCUUCGGCAGCUGACCCAAAAACUGAUGUUUCCAAGCAUGUGCCAAAAGAUGUCAAGGCCAGUACUUCUACCUCAAAUGUUAAGGAGAAGAAAAAGUCUUCGGCAGCUGACCCAAACACUGAUAAUUCUAAGCAGGUGUCACUCCAAAAAACUAGGAUGGACUCCGAGGAUUCAAUAUUUCGAUCAAGAUCAACUACUGAACCUACUAAAGUACUGACUACAGACCUACCACGAAAGGAAACGAAUGAUUUUGUUAAUGAUAUUCUGAUGGAUCGCAGUAAAAGGAAGGAGCAACAAGGCAUAAAAGAAAACACUGCUGUGCAGAUGGAAUCUUUUGACUUGCCUCUCCUUCCUGUUAGUUCUAAUCUCAAGCCGGGUUCCAUAAAUAAGUUUGUCCAAGAUAUGGAUUCAUCUAAUCGAAAGCGCAAAACACCCGAUAAUUUUGAUUUGGAUGAGGAUUUGUCCAGAAGGCUGCCAAAAUCUCGCUGUUUUGAUACAGAUGUGAAAGAAACCUCUCUUUCUAAAAAUGCUGAAGAUGCAGCUUGUGCUCCAUUCAAGCCCCCACCGACACUGCCUUGUUCCAUAAACCUUAAUUCUACAUUUAGUCCAUCCAAGCCUGCCACUGAGUCAGUAAUACCCCCAGCCUCUUAUUCUGGAGCUGCGGCUAAUGGAGCUUCUGGCUCCAGCCCUGUAACUGUGCCUGCCAUUGAGUCAGUAAUACCCCCAACAGACCCUCCUCUGGAUGGGGAAGCCUCUGGACCUGUGGUUAAUAAUGGAGCUUCUGGCUCCAGCCCUGUAACUGUGUCUACAGAUAAAUUCUGGUCUGAAAUAAACCAGAAAAAUAUUGUUAGGUUGAACAGACUUUUUGCCACUGAGGAUUUCUGUGAGGCACUCGGGCAAGAAGAAGUUACCCAAAACUGGCUCUUUAAUUCUAAUACAACAGGCUAUGAGGUGCAGACCCUACAAAAUGACAUGAAUGAGUUGAAAGAUAAAGUAAACCAGUUGAUUGAGGAUGUGCAUAAUAUGAAAGAAGACAUAAUCAAAACCAUUUUAGAUGCCCCGAAUGGAAUUUCAUUCAGAAGUAGCAACAGGCCUUCUAAUUCUGAUGAAUCAAGUCAAGAUAAAUGCAAAAAUGCUUCAUCCUCUACUGUGCAAAUGAUCUCUUUUGGAAACAAACAAAUAAGCAGCAAAGAGUUGUCAAAGAUUUUGCGGUUGGAAGAUACAGCCAGACACAAAAUAAGAUCACUGUUAGAAAAAUUAUACACAGAGUCGGAGCUGGCGGUCAUGUGGCUUGAGCAGGACAAGAGCAAAAGCCGUAAAAUUAUAGAGAGUGGUGUGGUUGCGGAAAUUACUCGCCAAAUGAACUCAAAAUCAAACAACAGACUUAUUAGAACUGGAGAGCCUGCACGAGGCUAUUCAUUUACUGUUACUGAUAUAAGGACAUACUUGUCUAAAGUUUUACACCAAACAAGAUCAAAAUGUAUUGGGAGUAAAGAUAAUAAAGUUACUAAUGAAGAGAGUUUAGGAGGAGGUCCUGACAAAGACAUAAAAGGGCAUGAAGAUAAAGACAUUGAUCGAAUUGAAGAUAGAGACCUAGAAGGGGAUGAGGACAAAGAAGGGAACGAAGAUAAGAUCAAAGGGGAUGACGAUAAGGUGAAAGAAAUGGAUGAAGAUAAGGACAAAGAAGACAAUGAAGUUAGCCUUGAAGAGUAUGCAAAUGAAGUUCGUUAUGAAGAUAAUGAAAGUGAAGCUAGUCAUGGAGAGAAUGAAAUUGGUCUUGAAGAGGGUGAAAAUGAAAAUAGCUUUGAUAGCUCAUCAAUUGAUGAGUGA